AUGCCGACAUUGCUUCAAGCUCCAGAUGUCAGCAGAUCUCCCCUGACUCGCUUGGACAAUGUCUGCAAGGCCUUCAUCGCAGAGGCCAUGCAGGGAGGCCUGCGCCCGCGCCGUCGCGCAAAGAAAGAAAGGAGGCGCUUUCCUUUGCCGCCACUUCCACGGGCGCCUCCCCUGCAUCCUGAAAUUAUGGAGGCCGAUGAGAUGUUGGGCCCAAGUGUCUCCGACGAAGAUGCAGGCUUUGGCAUGCAAGCGAUUCAGUAUGAUGGUCUCUGGCCACGAACAGAACCCGGCUGCAGCAAAUUUCCACCUUUGAGCUUGCCGUCCACCUGGAUGCUUCUGAGUCUGGAGGCGGAUAAGAUGAUGCGGUCGACCUCGUCUUUCCAUUCGGUGAGCAGCCGCAGCAUGCGAAGAAGCCCAUUGCAUCAGACGAGCAAGGCGGAGAAGCUCGACUCGACGCAGACAUCUGAGACUCGGGCGAAGGAGCAAUCGGACGCCAAGCGCCCGGUAGCUCUCAGAAUGAACUCCGAAAGUUUCAUUGACGAAGAAGGCCCAAAUCGUGACCUGAGCGCUGGCUCCGGCACUACCCCGGUGACGCAUGUGCUAUCAUCCCAGCAGAGUGCCGAGAACUUUGCGCCGCGUGGCCAGGUUGCAGAUCGGCAGAGUCGACCCAGCUUGGUGCGGGCUGAGGAAGGCUCCGUCGGGCCAGCGCAGAUGGAUGGUGUCCAGGAUCUUGUCAGCCCCGACAGCGACAGCGCUUCGCGGUGGGUAAGGCAGACCAGCCCUUCGGAUUUCACCCCAAGGAGCCAGGACAGGUCCAUCCGAAUGAGCCGCCUCGAUCCGGUGAACCGCGGGGAUUCGCUAAGCACCAUGAACCCUACGUUCCAGUCCCCGCAGACCUCCCCAACGACAGCUUCACUGGCGGCGCUGGCAGCCGAGGUCUGGUGCGUGAAUCGCUGUGACCGCUCCAUUGAGUCAUCUGGUUUGACUCGACUCGGGCAGCAGGACGAGUCCAAGCUCGACCAGGCGGCCCAAGAAGUCUUCGUCAAAGUGAAGUGGGAGGGUGAGAACCAGGUCCACCGCUCAUCUCUCCUUUCGGCUCUGGAGCUCCUGGGCUUCGUUGCCCCGAAGCAGAGCUGGGUCGAUGAGAUUUUCGAAGAGAUCAGCCCACAGUACAACCAGAUAGAGUUUGACGUGUUCAGAGACUUCAUCAGGAAAUACAUCGCCUACCAAGACAAGGCUUAUGAAGCAGCCUUCGCAAGAUGCGACGGUGAUGGUUCUGGCCUGGUAGAGGCCUCGGAAGUUGCUGUCCUUCUACGAGACUUUGACAUUGAGCCGAUGACCCACGUCCUGCAAGAGGUCAUUGAUGAGGUGGACAAGGAUCGUGGAGGAACCUUGGACCCUGACGAGUUUAAGGAGUUGAUGGAACUACUGAAGCGUCGAGAGGGGUUCACAGCCAGCGAGUACGAGGAAUUUGUCGGCAUCUUUGACCGCCACGGUCACGACGGGACCAAUCUGCUGGACAGCAAGGAGUUCCAGACCAUUCUGAACUGGCUGGGCUUCUGCUGGCCUCCUGAAAGGACACAGAAGAUCCUGGACCAGGUGGACCAUGACAAAGCCAAAGGCAAGCUCAAUCAGCGUCAGUACCUGCAGUGCAUGCGACGCGUGCGGGAAUCCGAGCUCGAGCUCCUCCAGAAGCUGAUCAAGGAGAACGACGCAGACCAUUCAGGGACCAUCAACAUGAUGGAGGUGGUGCCUGUCUUGAAGGAUCUUGGCUACGAGAUGUGGGACAUCUCGGCCAUCCACGAGGCUGCCGAAGAAUGUGGCGUCGCAGCCGUCGAGAUGGACUUAAGCGCAAUGUGGCGGCUGCUGCUCACGUAUCGCCAGCGAGAGGGCUUCUGCAACAUUGACCUGGAGCAAGUUGACGCCUCGUUCCACAAGCAAGACAAGGACGGCGCCGGCCAACUCCCGGCUCUGGAGGCGACGCGUGCUUUGCGAGAGCUGGGCUUUACGGCGGGCUUUCACGUCAUGCACAGUGUACUCAACAAGGUGGACGUGGACGACACAGGCACUCUUGACAAGCCAGCGCCCCAGAACGAGUGCGCAACGCGGCUAG
This is a messenger RNA of Symbiodinium necroappetens, 2113 nucleotides long. The record is from the annotation of a GenBank genome assembly. Lineage: Eukaryota; Dinophyceae; Suessiales; Symbiodiniaceae.